CUAGGGUGGAAAAUGAACCCAGUACCGCGCGCCGGAACGGCACCUUAUCGCUUUCUCUUUUCUUCCUCCUAGGGUUUCGUUUGCGACCUCCAGGCCGAUCUCGAUCUCGAUCUCGAUCGAUUUCUAGGGUUUCGCUCGGAUCGAGUCCCUUUGGCCAUGAUCGUCGAUCUCGGCCUCUCAGGUCUCCCCUCCUCCGCCGUUCGUCGCUCGAUUUCGCACGUUUCGGAGCUCGCCAUGUUUUUCUAGUGGUCAUCUCCGAUAACGAGUUCGCAAUGGAGAGUAAUCCGGCCACGGCCGCGAUCGAUUUGGAUUUCGUUGGGGUGGAAGACCCCCAAGAAGGAUCUAGCGUUUCUGACGAAACCGCCGCUAGUGUUCUUGCGGAGAUCGAUCCGCCGGCGGCGGAACGGAUUUCGGAUAACGCAAGGACCGAUCUAUCUCCGGGAGAUGCCAGGAUGGAGGUAGAGGCAGCUAGGGUUUCUGAAUCCGAGGCCGCCAUAGAGGGUUCUCCGCCUGUGGAUGCCGGAAUCGAGCGAUCGUUGCCAGCACAGGAGAAAACUUUGGUCUCGAAUCAGCCUCUGGCCCCACAGCCGGUUUUGGCUCCACAGGCGGCGGCGCCAUCGGAGAUCUGGAUGCAUGGCUUCGAGAUUGGAGACAUGGUCUGGGGGAAGGUGAAAUCCCACCCAUGGUGGCCUGGGUACAUCUUCAAUCUUCCUUUCGCCCCUCCCGAUGUUCGGAGGUCGAGGAAGCUGGGCCAUGUCCUCGUCGCGUUCUUCGGAGACAGUAGCUACGGUUGGUUCGUUCCGGAUGAGCUCAUCCCUUUCGAUCCAUAUUACCUGGAGAAGGCAAAGCAAACGACAUCGAGGAAUUUCGUCAAGUCUGUUGAUGAGGCUGAGGACGAGGUGAGCCGGAGAGCGGCCCUGGGUCUGACUUGCUGCUGUCGAAAUGCAAAAAACUUCAGGUAUUUUGGUUUCCCUGGGUAUGUCCGUGUUGAUGUGCCGGGCUAUGAGCGAGGGGCGGAGUAUUCUAUGAAACAGAUUCAGGUUGCCAGAGACAGCUUCGUGCCUGAAGAUGCGUUGUCGUUUCUGCAGCGGUUGGCGUCGGCCCCUCGAAGCGAGGAGCCUGAGGAUAUCGAUUUCAUCAGGAGCAAGGCCAGGUUGCUAGGUUACAGGAAGGCACUGUAUGAAGAGUACGACGAGACUUAUCCGCAAGCCUUCGGAAUAGAGCCUGUGCGGCCGUCGCCAACUGAUACUGAAACGCCAGAUCAGCCUGAUUACUUUGCGCCCAGAGCCAUCCCACUCAGCGGUCAGCUCAGGAUUGCGGAAACCCUAGGCGACAGGAGGGUCACAUCCUCAUCCUCCCGUCCUGUUAGUAAAGCUCCCAAGGUUCCCUCUUCGUCAUCAAAGAAGAACAAGUACGUCCUGAAGCGAAGAGAAGAGCGAGGAGAGCAGCAUGCGAGCUCCAUUGGGGGCCCCUUCGGGCCUUCUCCAUUGCCUGACCUCCGUUCACCUCACGGGACGACGCCGGCGCCUCCCGUCCACCACUUCAACUCCCCCCAGGCCAGCAACUAUGUACUUCAGAAGAGGCCUCAGUUAACGUUUGAAGGUGUGCAGAAGGAAACGAAGUUGGUAGCUGGACCGAGUGGCUCCCCUAUGGGCACGAUAACCAGCUCUCAGACCCAAGCUUUUGAUGAGCGGAGGCUGAAGAAUGCACCAUUGGUGACUGAUGGAAGGAUGGAGACCGAGCCUGGACGAGUGGAUGAUCGCAGCAACAAUUUCAGAGAGGAGGCGAAAUCUGCAGUUGAUUUGCCUGCAGAGGAGGGCUUGAAGGCCCAGGCGCCUGUGACGGCAGCUGUGGAUAGAGUUAUGAAGAAGGACAAGGUUCGUAAGCGCCCGAGGGAGGAUGGUGGUUCUGUUGGACCUGAUGACACUGGGGACAUCAAAAAGAAGAAGAAGAAGAAGAAACAUAAAGUCCUCGAUGUCGAAGCUGUGUCCUCUAAAGAUGGAGGAGAAUCUCGUGCGAAGGUAGCCGGCAAGUCAAUUGGUAAUGGGCUCGGACAUGGAGAGGUUGGCCGAACCGAGUCACAGAGGCGAGAUGAUGGAGUUGCGAGAACUUCAGAUCUCAGUAGUGCUUCUGCACUGCAGCCCAGAGGGGAUCUGAGCUCUCUCAAUCUUGAGUUUCCUCAGCUAUUGAGCGACCUACGAGAACUAGCAAUGAAUCCUUUUUAUGAAACCGAGCACAAUGCUCCGAAUAUUGUCCUUCAAGUAUUCUGCAAGUUCCGGAUACAGGUGUAUCAGAAGUCGGUCGUCCCGGCCGCAAGCGAGCCUGACAUGGCUGAUCUCCGAGCCACUAGAGCAGCAGCCGGUCUCUCACUGCAGAAGCCUGGUUCUGGAAAUGCUGACAUUGCCUCUAUGAAGGAAGCAAAGGAUCACAGAGGGCCUUCAUCUGCCUUGAAGCCAUCGAAACCUGGACUGAAGUCCGAUGAUCCGACAAAAGCUGGCCGCAAACGGGGCCCUUCCGACCGGCAGGAAGAGUUGAAUGCAAAGAAGGUGAAGAAAAUGAAUCGACUCAAGGCACUGGCUACUGAGAAGAAGGCUGGAAUCCACGAGAAGAUGCCAGAGUCACAGCAGCGAAGCCAAAAGGAAUCAAGCACAAUGACAGCAACUUCAGCAGCUUCAGCAAAGCCUAACAAUAAGGCCGCGGCAGAGCCUGUCAAGAAGCAAGAGCCUCCCCCACCGCCUCUGACAUUCUCUCCAACAGCUUUGGUGCUGAAAUUUCCGCCGAGGACGACGCUUCCAUCGGUUGCAACUCUCAAGGCAAAGUUCGCCCGGUUUGGUUCGCUGAUUGAAGGCGCCACCCGUGUAUACUGGAAGUCUUAUUCCUGCAAGGUGGUCUUCAAGCACAAGCCCGAUGCACAAGCAGCCAUCAAUUAUGCUCGGAAAUAUGAUCUCCUCUUUGGUCAGUUCAAAGUUCAGUACCAUAUCCGUGAGCUCGAUCCCUCUACACUCGAACCACCGUCUGAUACCGGGUGGCUGCGGCCGAUGGAGUCGCGUCCCAAUGAUGGCUCGACCAGGCCUGGAAAUGGUAGCAAUGGAAAUGGUGGUUCUCUGCCUCAGCCGCGGGCUUUACCAUAUCAGCAGCAGCGAGGGGCACCGGCAGGCCAGCUGAAAUCUAUCUUAAAGAAACCCGGCGACGAGGGCGGUCCAUCUGCGAGCAGUGCUGCAAGAGAGGCUCCGCAGCGGGUGACAUUCUUACUUGACAGCGACAAUAGGGCGGCGCCGCCGCCUGUGGUGGCUGCCGGCGGCGAUGGCAGUUCUGGGAGUCAUGCUUCUUCUGGAUCCUCAUCUUCUAGCUAUGCAGCCGGGCCUUCAUCAUCUAUUCCUCAAUUGGAUCCUAUUACUAUUAGGAAUCCAAGAUCAGCAGCUGCUGGAAUUCUUCCUACGCCGCCGCCGUUGUUACAUUCCCCUCUUUCAAACCCUCCUCCUCGUACCUUGGACAUGCAACAUCUUCCACCACCUCCACCACUCCCACAAUCCAUUUCACUUCCACCUCCACCUCAUGUCAUUGAUGGCCUGCUUCCGCCGCCUCCGCCGCUUCCUCUCAUGGCCGAUAGGUUCGAAGCACCCCGGCCGGGGCCGGGGCCGGCGUGGUCGAACCAGCCCCAGCCACAGCACAACGGGCAGCAUGAAGCGGAGGGGGAAUUUAGGAACCAGAUGCUAACCCUUCUGAUGAGGUGCAGGGACAUCGUCACCAAUGUCAACUCUUCCCUCGGCUAUGUACCUUACCAUCCCCUGUAGGAGCCUAUGAUGUUGGAAUCCGACAGCGCCCUUACAUGCGGCGCGGCGGCGGCGGCGGCGGCGGCGGCGGACGGACGGAUCCUCUUUAUCGCUGGUCUCUCCGUGGGCAUGAUUAGGAGAUGGUAGUGUAGCUGUUAGUGUUUGCUGUGCCGUCUGUGGAGAGUGUGAUAGGACAUUUGUGUUGCUUACAAGUGGAGAAUUACCAGUAUUGUAUGGAUAUUAGACAUCUACCGUUAUCGCUAUCUUCUGCUUCUUGUUUUAAAUUGCGAGGAUGCUCAUGGUGUUUUCUUUUC
Messenger RNA from Phoenix dactylifera (date palm), 4087 nucleotides. RefSeq names its product Tudor/PWWP/MBT superfamily protein. NCBI's taxonomy places the organism in Eukaryota, Viridiplantae, Streptophyta, Magnoliopsida, Arecales, Arecaceae. The record is from RefSeq and is a predicted model, not a curated record.